Molecule: messenger RNA, 674 nt
Organism: Ipomoea nil (Japanese morning glory)
Lineage: Eukaryota; Viridiplantae; Streptophyta; Magnoliopsida; Solanales; Convolvulaceae
Exons: 2
Coding region: 90-659 (189 amino acids)
Source: RefSeq, a predicted model, not a curated record
CAUGUGUUGAUGAAGAAUUGAAGAUAACUGCUAGAGUGACAGACACACCACUCCAUUCUGUGCUGAGCUUGGAAACUUGGAAACUUGAAAUGCUUCUUCUCCAUCUUCAUCACUGCAUAUCUCAUAAGAAACACCCCUUUUUUUCUCCUCCUUUCCUCUUCUUCAACACCCACAAAGCUUCAGUAUCUGCGUUUGGGGUGGGAAGAUGGGAAGCACUCAAGAAAAGUAGAAGAAGAAGAGGACAAGGAGUGAGGAGGCUGAGAGCGGCGGAGAAAGAUUCGGAUUAUGAAGUUGACCCGGAUAAGGCCCGAGAGGCUCUGAGAAAGCUUGAUGAACAGCUUCAAUCUCUUUCUCAGAAAAAGCCCGACCCUCCUCCUAAUAUUAGAGCAGCUUCAGAUAUAAAUGGUGGUCCGAGUCGAAUGACGCAAGUCCCAGUUCCAGAAGCAAAAGAAAUUACGUCGUCUGACUUGGUUAAUUUGGCCAUUCUUCUCUUUCUGUUUACCAUUUUGUAUAAUGUCUUCUUCCUGGCGGUGAUUAAGCCCGCCGUUGAUGGGCCGGAGGAUAUUGCUCCAGAAAUCACUUCUGUUUUAGAAACUCAACAAGCUUCUUCGCCAUUUCAGGUUGGGUAUGUAUAUCAAUAUGGAAGCUUCACCAUUUGAAAAUGUACUAUUGUC